AUGGCCGAGCACUUCAAACUGCUGGGCUCCUUGCCCGAUUCGAGCCUCUUCAGCUUCCCACCCACAAAUGCGCCUUCUCCCAUUGCGCCUGUCGAUGUCCCAACUUCGAUUAUGCGCCCCUUCAACAUUCCUGAGCAGUGGUUCACUUCUGCUCUCGACGCCAAGGUUCCUCUGACCAUUGCUAUCCUCUAUGCCGUCACUGUCAAGAGCCUCAACAUCUACAACAAGUCUACUGGCAAGAAGCCAUGGGCUAUCAGCAAGACCCGGCCAUUCUUUGCUUUUGUGGUUCUCCACAACAUUUUCCUCUGCGUUUACUCUGCUUGGACUUUCUGGGGUAUGCUUAGCGGCAUGAGAAGGAGCAUCCAAAAUCCUACCGGUCCUCAGGGUCUUGCUGGUACUGCUGACAGCUUCUGCCGUCUACAUGGUGCUGCUGGCCUUGGCAACUCAGUCUACUACAACGAGACCUCAAGCUCGUUCGUUUCUUCAACUGAGCAGGCGGCAGUCGUCAACGGUCUCCCCAGUGGAACUGUUGGUGGCCGUAUGUGGAACGAGGGAUUGGCUUACUAUGGCUGGAUCUUCUAUCUCAGCAAGUUCUACGAGGUUCUUGACACCUUCAUCAUCCUCGCCAAGGGCAAGCUCAGCUCUACUCUUCAGACCUACCACCACGCUGGAGCCAUGCUCUGCAUGUGGGCUGGCAUGCGUUACAUGUCUGCUCCCAUUUGGCAGUUUGUUCUUAUUAACUCGUUCAUUCACUCCCUGAUGUACUUCUACUAUACACUCACUGCUUUCUCCAUUCGGGUUCCUACUCCUGUCAAGCGAUCCCUUACCACGAUGCAAAUUACCCAGUUCAUCGUUGGAGCAAGCAACACAAUUGCCUACUCUUUCAUCUCUUACAAGGUUCCCGUCAAUGUCAUCCAGAAGCUCUCUGCUCCAGUACAUGCCACCACAGCUGCCCCCGAUGCAAGCCAAGAAACUAUUGUUGAUGGUGCCGUCGAGUCGAUCAAGAAGUUCAUCUGGGGUGCUGCUGAGGGCGCCGCCGCUCCUGGUGCUGCACCCGUUGCCUCCCAGGCUGUCACUUCUGAGGCUUUCACUGCGGAAACGCAAUACAUUACUCAACCCUGCAUCAUGACCACUGGCGAAACCUUUGCUAUUUGGCUCAACGUGCUGUACCUUGCUCCUCUGACUUACUUGUUCGUCAGCUUCUUUAUUGCUAGCUACGUCAAGCGUAGCAACGCCUCCAGCAAGAAGUCCCAUGACGUUAACGCAAACAUCGCUCUCGCUGAGAAGGCUGGUUGGGAUGCUGCUAAGGGUAUCGAGAAGGAGAUUUACGAUGGUGCGAACACGGCCAACGGUUCUUCAGCCGACGAGGCCUCGCGGGCUUCUACACCGAAGAAGGCCAACGGCAAGUCGCGACGAAAGGCUUAA
Fusarium coffeatum is the source of this 1425-nucleotide messenger RNA. RefSeq lists its product as uncharacterized. Gene Ontology annotation, cellular component: endoplasmic reticulum membrane. The transcript is spliced from 2 exons. Lineage: Eukaryota; Fungi; Ascomycota; Sordariomycetes; Hypocreales; Nectriaceae. Bases 1 to 1425 code for a protein of 474 amino acids. The record is from RefSeq and is a predicted model, not a curated record. Gene Ontology annotation, molecular function: fatty acid elongase activity. Gene Ontology annotation, biological process: fatty acid elongation, monounsaturated fatty acid; fatty acid elongation, polyunsaturated fatty acid; very long-chain fatty acid biosynthetic process.